Esox lucius (northern pike) is the source of this 3502-nucleotide messenger RNA. RefSeq names its product proprotein convertase subtilisin/kexin type 7 (gene pcsk7). Lineage: Eukaryota; Metazoa; Chordata; Actinopteri; Esociformes; Esocidae. The transcript is spliced from 16 exons. Gene Ontology annotation, cellular component: Golgi membrane; trans-Golgi network. Bases 172 to 2352 code for a protein of 726 amino acids. Gene Ontology annotation, biological process: protein processing. Gene Ontology annotation, molecular function: serine-type endopeptidase activity. The record is from RefSeq and is a predicted model, not a curated record.
CCAGCCCGAUACCUCAGUUCCUGGACUCUCUGACAACUGGCUAGCUAACUGUCGUUAAAUAAAUUGCCGUGCUUUAAAAAAACAGAACAAAAAACUAAAGACGUCGAUGGAAAGAUAAUAUAUGUUGCGGGAACUAAUGUGGAGCAGACCUCCUGUUGCUCCUGUUCUGCCAUGUGUCCACCUCCCUUGUACCUGCUCUUCCUGGGCCUGACCCCCGCGCUGCUCCUGGCCGUUCACAACGCCCACCCACACUCCCCUCCUGUGCCUCAUCCCCUCUCGUGUGGGCCGGGCAAGUCGUGGGCCGUCCAGCUUCACACAGACCCAGAGCUGCUGGAGGCCGAGGGGUGCGACCUGCACCAGCUGGCCAGCCGGGUAGCUGAGGUGUCUGGCCUGGAGAACAAGGGGCAGAUAGGGCACCUGGAGGGUCACUACCUUCUUUGUGCAGGGCCUGAGGACAAUGGCAGGGUGGGGCACCUCCUGGCAACCCACCCCUACGUGCUCUGGCACUCCCAGGAGCAGGUCCUCAGCCGCUCCAAGAGGGGCUUGGCCUUCAACGACCCCAGAUACCCCAAACAGUGGCACCUGCACAAUGAUAAAAACAAGGGCAUGGACAUCAAUGUGACUGGCGUGUGGGAGCGCAACAUCACCGGAGCCGGCGUGACCGUGGUGGUGGUGGACGACGGUGUUCAGCACACCCUGGAGGACAUCCAGCCAAACUAUAGUCCAGAGGGCAGUUAUGACUUGAACUCCAACGACCCAGACCCUAUGCCCCACCCAGAUGUACACAGUGACAAUCACCACGGCACCCGCUGCGCCGGAGAGAUCGCCGCCGUUUCCAACAACAGUUUUUGCGCUGUGGGUGUGGCCUACGGAAGUAAAGUGGCAGGUAUCCGGGUCCUGGACGGACCCCUUACCGACAGCAUGGAGGCGGUGGCCUUCAACAAGCACUACCAGAUCAAUGAUGUCUACAGCUGCAGUUGGGGUCCUGAUGAUGAUGGACACACUGUCGAUGGACCACACCCCCUGGGCAAGGCGGCGCUGCAGCAUGGCGUGAUCGCUGGCAGAAGGGGCUUUGGCAGUAUCUUUGUUGUCGCCAGUGGCAACGGGGGCCAGUACAACGACAAUUGCAACUACGACGGUUAUGCUAACUCCAUCUACACUGUCACGAUCGGGGCUGUGGAUGAAAAAGGGAAUAUGCCUUUCUAUGCUGAGGAGUGUGCAUCCAUGCUGGCCGUCACAUUCAGCAGCGGGGGGAGACCACAGCGCAGCAUUGUCACGUCAGACUGGUCUUUGCAGCAGGGUACUGGCUGUACCGAAGGACACACAGGAACAUCUGCGGCUGCACCGCUGGCGGCCGGCAUGGUGGCCCUGAUGCUGCAGGUCCGGCCUUGUCUCACCUGGAGGGAUGUCCAGCACAUCAUCACCUACACCGCCACACAGUAUGAUGUGGGAGGGGAUUGGAGCGUUAAUGGAGCAGGCUUCCACCACAGUCAUCAACAUGGCUUCGGCUUGCUCAAUGCCUGGAGGCUGGUCAACGCUGCCAAGGUGUGGGAGAUGGUGCCGUUCUUGGUGUCCUAUCAGAGCCCAGUUCUAAAGGAGGAGGAGCUUAUCCCAGCCUAUAAGAAGCAACUCAACCUCACCUGGAACGUCACUGAAGCUGACCUCAGACAGUCUGGGAUGCAGACCUUGGAACACGUGUCCGUCACCUUGACGAUGGUCCAUCCUCGCCGGGGCAACGUGGAGAUCGUGCUGCUCUGCCCCAGUGGCAUGUCGUCUCUCAUCGGGGCGCGGCGGCCUCUGGACACGGACGCCUCGGGCUACUCCGACUGGACCUUCUCCACCGUCCGCUGCUGGGGGGAAACGGCCAUGGGCCAGUACAGGCUACUGCUCUCUGACCACAAUGAGACUGAGUUGACCCCUGGCUACCUAAAGCACUGGAAACUCACUCUCUACGGCUCCUCCAUGUCCUCGCAGGAGAUCCAGGAGAGACAGAGAGUGGUGGAGGAGGCGAUGGGUGGGCAGUAUCUGGAUAGCAGCUUCUCCCUGCCCUGUCCUGCAGGCAUGGAUAUCGCCCCAGAGACGGUCAGCCCAUUCACUUCCAACAGUCUCAAGUCCCUGCUGCUGCUGGGAUGCUUCGCUCUGUUCUGGUCCCUGUACUACACGCUAGAGGUGGCCAUGGCCCAACUGGACCUCUGGGGGCUGUGUGGGCGGGGCAGGAGGACGCAGGGCUCCCUGGGGGGCUGGACGAGGCCCGCUGGGGCCACGGAGGACAGCUCAGAGAUGGAGUUGCAGACGGUACUGCUAGACUCAGAGGACAAGAUGCACUUUAUCACUGCGGACCCUGACACAUAACACCAGAGACCAGCCCCAUCCUCUCCAGCCCUCCCCCCACCUCUGCCUGGGCCUGGCGCCCCCCGGUGGUGGCCACACUAACCUGGAAUGGAUGUGAGGCUUCUGCUCAACACUCCCGUGGCCUUUCAUCAGUGUGUUUGUGUUUGGUUGAACGUCCCGGGACCCUCAGUCUCCUUGCAGUGCAAUGAAGUUAGGGGUAUGGUUUACAGGUGGGCGUGUGUGUCGCCGGUCUGUUAGUGUGUGUUUGAACAGUGUACUGAACAAACACUUGGUGUUUCAUGUUCUGCUUCACCCCUAGAGUGGCACACCUGAUUCAGUUAGUCAACCAAUCAUCAUGCCUUUGAUUCCUUGGAUCGGGUUUCAGGGUUCAAACGAAACAUUUGAAACGUUUCUGGUGCCUGAGGAAAGGUUUUGGAAACCCUGACACAAGGGGAAGGUGGAGGAGAUCUCUUGGAAAGCGUGCGUCUGUGUGUGUGCGUCUGUGUGUACAGGUAUAACUAACUGUGGGGACCGAAAGCAAAUAGAUUGUAAGACACUGACAAUCCUACCUUCUGGGGACAAUCUCAAUGGUGAAAAAGGCUAUUCCAAGCUUAAGGGUUAUGUUAUAACUGGGCUAUGUUAGUGAUUUGUGGGUUAAAUGUUUUGGUCCUCACAACGAUAGGGAAACGAAACAAACGUGAAACAAAAAGGUUGGAAUGUUUUUUCUAUAUUUUCAGGAUGCGUGGUGUGUGUGUAUGUUUGAGAUUGAUGGGGUACUAUACAGAUUCAUGGUUGAAGUUAUUUAUUUUUUUAUUAAGUUGAUGAUUGAUGAUGAUUUUGUAAACAUGGUUUUUAAAAAACCUCUGGUCAUUUUGGGAUGUUGUUUUGUCCAGACUGUCACAUUUUCCAGUACUUGAAUUUGGUUUGGGAUUUUAUUGUGGGGUUGAAUGUGUAUGUGUAGACAUCUUUCUUAUCAGCUGUAAUAUAUACACACAAACAAUGUGUGCUUGGUUUAAAGCUAUAUAUCAUAUAGUAAUGAUUUCUAUAAAUGGAAACAUAUUAAAGAGAUUAUAUUUUUAUUUACUGGUUGUCAAGGGGAAGCCUGUGUUUUGCUGUGCAAGUCACAGUUUGACUGAGUGAAAACCAAUAAAGACUGUUUAUGAAGUCGUGA